Molecule: messenger RNA, 4143 nt
Organism: Symphalangus syndactylus (siamang)
Lineage: Eukaryota; Metazoa; Chordata; Mammalia; Primates; Hylobatidae
Gene: AP3M2
Product: adaptor related protein complex 3 subunit mu 2
Biological process (GO): intracellular protein transport; vesicle-mediated transport
Cellular component (GO): clathrin adaptor complex
Source: RefSeq, a predicted model, not a curated record
UCAUAUAUGUAAACCGUGAAGUGUCUUUAUAGUCCUGUUUCCAUUGUAUAAAGCCUCCAUUAAGAAACUUAAAAAAAGAAAUCAAAACUCUGGUAUUACUUCCUCUCCCAUUUGAUAAGAUUCUGGUUUCUAUUUAUUGAAUUGGCUGCAUACAAAAUGACAAAUGGAAUACUUUUGAACCUCUUGCGUGGGAAAGCCAUCCUAUUUGCAAUGACUAUAUAUAGCCUUUCUAGCUCUGAUUCUACUUUUUGCUCACAAAUUAGAGUUUAGAUUGUUUUUGCCUGGUGGUCUUGAUCCUAACCAUUGUUACCUGCAUUGCUUUGAGUUGCAUCAGAAAGUGAUUGUGUAAAGUUUUAGAAAAGAAAAAGUAGAAAAAGCUAAGGAAUGCUUAAUUUAACUGUCCCAGUCAGGGGUAAUUCACCAACGUGUACUAGUUCUCAGGUUUGGGGUGGUUCUUUAUAGUGAGAGAGUGCUACUGAUGAGCUCUGCUUGCAAAGAUGAGAUUAGGAAAUCUCAUGUGCCUGUAAGAAUUUAAGUGAGCCAUUUUAUGAGGCAGUUUUCAUUUUAAGGUUUUUCUUCAGGAAUAGAUUUUAAGAACUUGGGGGGUGAUGUCUAAGGGAGGUCAGUGAUACCAGGACACGACACCACUUGCAGCACAGGAGUUCAGACUGCACUGGCCCUGGAUUCACACAGAGGAACCUUCUCCCAAAAGAACCAAUCAACUUCUAACUGUUGUGGUUAUUUGCAUAACUCAAGUGAGAAGCAAGGGCCCUUUGGUUUAACUUCUGUGUCAUAUGAGGUCUGGAAUGAGUCAUGAACACUGGAAUUGUGGAAUUGGAGAAGAGAAUGAGGACCCACACACUAUGAUAAAAAUUAAAAAGCAAGGCAAAGAGUUCCUUCUCUUGUACUCAUAUCUGCACCAUGUCUAGAACAACUUCCCUUCCCAAGAGAAUUAAAAUACAUUUUAUGUUUUUCCCUGCAAUACUCUCUGAUAGUACUACUGUUCUGGAAUUUCAAUUCUCAUGCAGCAUACCGGCCCCUUUGCACAGUGAAAACGAUUAUUUUGGAGUCUGUUCAGAGCCAGUGAUCAAAGACAAUGUAGUUGUGGUUUAUGAGGUAUUGGAAGAGAUGCUUGACAAUGGUUUUCCAUUGGCUACCGAGUCGAACAUUCUUAAAGAACUCAUAAAGCCUCCCACUAUCCUUCGAACAGUUGUCAACACCAUCACAGGAAGCACGAAUGUGGGUGACCAGCUUCCCACUGGGCAGCUGUCAGUGGUGCCUUGGCGACGGACUGGGGUGAAAUACACCAACAAUGAGGCCUAUUUUGAUGUGAUUGAAGAGAUUGAUGCAAUUAUUGAUAAAUCAGGCUCCACAAUUACUGCUGAGAUCCAGGGGGUGAUUGAUGCCUGUGUCAAGCUGACUGGCAUGCCAGACCUUACACUUUCCUUCAUGAACCCUAGGUUGUUGGAUGAUGUCAGCUUCCAUCCUUGUGUUCGUUUCAAGCGCUGGGAAUCUGAGCGCAUCCUCUCCUUCAUCCCUCCUGAUGGAAACUUCCGCCUGCUGUCUUACCAUGUCAGUGCGCAGAAUCUGGUUGCAAUCCCAGUGUAUGUCAAACAUAACAUCAGUUUCCGGGACAGUAGUUCCCUUGGACGCUUUGAAAUAACGGUGGGACCCAAGCAGACGAUGGGGAAGACCAUCGAGGGAGUGACUGUCACCAGCCAGAUGCCCAAGGGAGUCCUGAACAUGAACCUUACUCCAUCACAGGGGACGCACACAUUCGACCCAGUCACAAAGAUGCUGUCUUGGGAUGUAGGAAAAAUAAAUCCACAAAAGCUACCAAGUUUGAAGGGGACCAUGAGUCUUCAGGCCGGAGCUUCCAAACCAGAUGAAAACCCCACAAUUAACCUGCAGUUUAAGAUCCAGCAGCUGGCCAUUUCUGGACUCAAGGUGAAUCGUCUGGAUAUGUAUGGAGAGAAGUACAAACCCUUUAAGGGCAUAAAAUACAUGACCAAAGCUGGAAAGUUCCAAGUUCGAACCUGAAGGGAGCAUUUGCUGAGGGAAUAGUCUUGCACACUUUUUCAUUUCUUACUUGUCUAAAAGUAAAAAAAAUAUAUCAGCCUGUCUCCUAGGUCAGUUCCCUCCUGGACCCACCCGCUCCCUUUUUUCCUUAGCCUUCAGUGCCAUGGAACUAAUCAAGGGAGGAAAAGGUCACCAGGGAGAACUGGACAGAACUGAAACACAGCAACACCAGUUCUCAAGGACGAGGUGUGUGAUGGGGAUAGGAAGCUUGGUGCUUAUGUAACCAUUUUAAACGUGGUUUCUAUAGGAAAGACCAACAUUUGUUUAGCUUGCUUGGCUUUAAAGUCGAUGAAAGACUUCUUUGUUGAUUUUUUAAGACAGAAAGAUUAGAAAGAAAGAAAGAUGGGAAGAAAAUGAAUGUUAGUCAAGGAAAGGCCAGUUAAGGAUCUGAUCUAUGAAGGAGAAGAAAGAGGGAAAAGAAGUAAAGGAGUUAGGAGGAGACACUUAAAUGAAAGAUUGGCAAGAAAAGUGGUCAGACUCUACCUUAAGGAGGGAUGGGAAGGAAAAGAGUUGAGUUGGUUUCUUUCUAAUUCCUCUACUCAUGUAGAAAACACUUGUACUUCUGGAAAUGGACUGGAAACUUUUUAAAUUUGAGUCCACUAUUGACAUGGAAACCCCAGUGGAAUCAGAUUUUCCCUCGAAGACCAUGAUGGUAUCGGACUAGUUUUCAGACACUGCCUGUUGCUGUCCAUUAGCACUUGGUCUCUUAUCUUCAGUGAGAAGGUGACCCGUCGUCUUCCCAUGGUGGCUGCCUAAAAUGCUUCUUUUCUAACCCAAAACAGUUCUACUCACGUCCUUUACAGAAUUCACCAGCCAUUUCUACAGGAUUUUUUAAAAGUAAGAGAGUUUCAGAGAAGCCAAUCCCAUAAUCCCCAGUGCAGCCAGGGUUUGUGUGUCAUCGUACUGGAGUAGAGAGGGCCGACUCUUCCCAUGAAGGUGGGCACGGCUGUGAGUGAGUGAGCUCAUAUCUCCAUUUGUCAGUGCUGGACUGGUACCAGACUGUAACCUUCCCGUUGGUCGGAAACUUUUCCAUCUGUCGCCCUAGAAAAAGAGAAAGCUUACCAUCGAGGAUGUGGUUGAUCCUUGAAACUGCUUGGUAAAGUUAUCAUUUCCUCACAGUCUUUUCUUUUGUACUCUAUCAUGUAUUCAUUAAUAUCUACCAGUCCCUUUUCAUUCUAAGACAAAACAUUUCCCCUAAAUCUCUGAAUAAAAUCAGUGCUGUAGGAAGAUGGACUGUGUUGAUCAUGGGUGUAAGCAACACAGUUUAAGAAACAUGGCAACUAAAGGGAUACCUCAGGCUUUCUUUCCCAGUGGGUCAUUUUUGUCCUAGUUCAGUGCGUCUAUUACUAUUGAAAUAUUUAUACAAAAGGUUUUUUGUUUAAUUAUAGCUUAAGGAAUGAUACUGUGCUCUGCUUUGUGCAUGGAGAAAAAGGAAGACCCGUACUCUUCACACCCUAGAGCUUUUCUCUAAAUAUUGUGCAAAGUUUUUGCUAGUUUUAUCUUCCGACUUUGGGACUAGUUUUUGCUGCAGAGUUAUGUUGCUUUGUGAUUUUCCUCUGGGAUAAAGUGUACUGUACACAACCAGAUGGGUUCCACACUCCAUCACUCCACAAUUUGUCCUGGAGUGACAUACACAUCCACCACGGAAAGGGAAGCGUCUCUGCCUGUGGAUUCCCAAGUACUUUGAAGCACCUCUCUUGAGGAACCUACAGGAUUCUAAGGUUUCCUAGGUCACUGAACAACUAAUCUUGGUCCCUGAAUAUUUCUAGGUUUGUAAGUGCAGCAGUUUUAUUUCCUCUAGAACUCAUCCUGUUUCAAGGGAAGUACCUAAGAAGAUAGAGUGUUUCUAAGGUAAGGGACCUGCAGGUGUAAGCAUAGAUGAAAUAACUGUCCUGUCACGUGUGCAGCAGGCGGUGGAUCACAGCAGGCUUCGCUGCCACCAUCCCUGCAGUGUCAGCAUAAGCAGUGCAGGGUGUCUCCAUCAAGCCAUUUGGUUCCAUGUGUGUUUAACAUGUGCAGAAGUAGCUUCUCUGUUUAAGUUUAAUAAAGUUGAGUUUCACCAGU